AUGGUACCGUCUCGAGCCUUGCCUUCUUCUGCUAUCAGUCUACUUAUUCGAUUCCUCGCCUUCGAGAAGUCGUCAAGCGUCUUGUUGCAGCGGCCGAUAACCAGCGUUCCUUCUUCUCCCGAUACUUUAUGUCCUUUGUCACGCUACUUUGAAGACCAGAAAAUGGCCACUCUCACCGCACCUCAACCAUCGCGGAAUCCGUUUCGGUCCAACCCGCAAACACCCAAUAUCACUGGCUCGUCAAGCAGGUCGGCACCUGUAAACGGAGACCCUUUCAACAACAGCUCAGAGAGAAGCCGUAGCGUCCCAGCUUCACCUCCGCCAGCAUUCUCAGAUGACCCGCCGGGGACAGUGACGACCCCGCCAACGACGAACAACUCAUCCCGCGAACGGGAGCGCGAGAUGAGGUCAGUCCUGGAGGAACCCCCACCCUACUCAAUCACUCCGUCGGUGCGAGAGGGUGAGACCACCCUCGAACUUGGCCCAGCCAGGCCCUUCCAGCAAUCGUCUUUACCAGCACAUCUUGCUCGGCCUCCAGUUGCGAGCUGGGCACCUCAAACUUCUAUUCAACAACCCAUGCGUACGGGUUCCACAACCCCAUCUCUAGGAAAUCGUACAGGGUCGCUUUUCCGGCAGUUAUCACAGUCGCUGGACAACGUGGUCAACAAUCUCAAUAGCAUCGGCACUUCGUCGAACUCUGGAUUAUCCACCCAUACGACGGGGCAGAGCACUUGGUCGUCCUACCCAGGCCAUCAGCAGCACCACACCCCACCUCCUCGACAACCACCAUACAACUUUACGCCACCUGCUGUGCCACCGCCGAACCACCCAUCCUCGGGUGCGGAGUCUCUUUCUCCUCCCCCAAGAUACCCACUUUCACCUUCUUCGCAAUCCACACCCGCUAGAUCCCCCUCCAGUGCAUCGUCCUCGGAUUUCACUAGAGAUUUCUAUGCUGCUGGGACAGGCGAUGGCUUGGGGGUGGAGGGAGCUUCUAAUAACACACGCCCACCUGCACCCCCGCCCCGCCCGCCUCCUUCAGUAGCUCCGCGUCCCACUCCCCCUUCGAAUCACUCGGUGCCAAACGACGGUCGUCCAACUAACCAUCCUGUGAUUGGUCAUCCCCUUUUGAAGGACGGCAAAGUGCUGGUCUAUCCGAAAGGCCAUGAAUGCGAAAAGUGCCACAAUGUUGGUUACAAGGAUUCCGACCCGCAGCGACCGUGUAAACGCUGCUGGAAUAAGUACGCGAAAGCCUUCACUGGGCCAUUGGCGUACUCCUUUUCCCCAGAGUCUGUGGACCCUAGUGACAACUUCCAACGCCCUCUUUCUCGUAUUCCCCUGCCUCCUCCACCACCACCGCCGCCACCGCCACCACCGCAGCCCUCGUAUCCGCCUAACCCUGCUCCUACUCGCUUCGCUCCGGGCGGUUACAUGCCGAACAACUACGGAGGAUUCCACAAUCCACCUAAUAGGUUUCCGGCGGCGGCAGCUCGUCCUCCGCCUGGGUCGGUGGUGUACUCUGCCGGCGAUCCAAGGAUCGGAGGGCGGCUGUGCUUCAACUGCCAUGGAAAGGGCAACGUCAGCUUCCUGCUCCUGGAGCGUGUUACGUGCGAGGUGUGUGGUGGUAUUGGGAGGACGUUCCAUUAA
Messenger RNA from Cyclocybe aegerita, 1644 nucleotides. The record is from the annotation of a GenBank genome assembly. Lineage: Eukaryota; Fungi; Basidiomycota; Agaricomycetes; Agaricales; Hemipholiotaceae.